Molecule: messenger RNA, 1540 nt
Organism: Aspergillus piperis CBS 112811
Lineage: Eukaryota; Fungi; Ascomycota; Eurotiomycetes; Eurotiales; Aspergillaceae
Product: thioredoxin-like protein 1
Exons: 3
Coding region: 74-1072 (332 amino acids)
Source: RefSeq, a predicted model, not a curated record
CAGCUCACCAAACCACCGCCAACCUCCUUCCAUCUCCCUUCGCGUUCUUCACUACGCGACACACACCUCCACCAUGUCGACACUCGUGCAAAUCAACUCACGCGAGCAAUUCAGCUCUCUAUUGAGCUCCUCCACCUUUGUUGUCGCCGACUUCUACGCAGAUUGGUGCGGACCAUGCAAAGCCAUCGCCCCCGCAUACGAGCAGCUAGCCGGACAGCUCUCACGCCCGAACAAGAUCACCUUUACGAAGAUCAACGUUGACAAGAACCAAGACAUCGCAAGACAGUAUGGGAUCACAGCUAUGCCCACCUUCGUCCUCUUCGAGCGCGGCCGCCCAACCUCCACCGUCCGCGGCGCCAAUGCCAAAGAGCUCAACGACCUCGUGCGCAAGCUCGCCACGGAAGCCGAGAAAGCGCCUGAAGGCAACGAGGCCGGCUCCAGCAGCGGCGUGGGCUGGAUCGGCCUUCCGGCACCCAAGAACUACAGCGACAUCUCGGACCAAUACGACCCCAAGGGUCUGGAGCUACUGAACCGGGCGAGCGAGUUCGGCACAGCCAAGACGCUCUUCGAUAGCUCGAAGCCAUCCUCUCUGAACAAUGCCAAGGGCAAGGCCGGGGCCGCACCGGAUUGGGUGGAGAGUGAUACAGACGAGCAGUUGAUGCUGUUCAUCCCGUUCCAGUCUACGCUGAAGGUGCAUUCGUUGCAGAUUACGUCGCUCCCGCCGUCAGCAGAGGAGGAGGUUGAGGAUGAAGAUGAGCGGCCGAUGCGCCCCCGGACGGUGUCGUUGUAUACGAAUCGGUCGCAUGUGUUGGGAUUCGACGAGGCGGACGAUAUCCCUGCUGUGCAGACGGUUACGAUUCAGCCGGAGGACUGGGAUCCCAAGACGGGUACGGCCAAGGUGGAUUUGCGGUUUGUCAAGUUCCAGAGUGUUACGUCGUUGGUGAUUUUCUUCGUGGAUGGCGAUGGGGAUAGUGAGAAGUUGCGGGUUGAUCGGGUGAGGAUCUUUGGAGAGGCGGGCGAGAAGAGGGAGAUGGGUAAGUUGGAGAAGAUUGGUGAUGAGCCGGGGGAGUGAGUACAUACCAGUACAAGGAUGGAGUAGAUAUAUGAUAGCAACGCACUAGACAGAGUAACAAAGCAGUACAGAAACCACUACAUUUCUACUACGGAGUACUCAGAAGACAUUUGAAACUCAUGACAAUGAUAAUAUUCAUAAUCUACGAAACCUAUUGACCAUAGUCUAGUCCGACCACAAUCUGCACCACACAUAACCAGCACAGAAAGCAGGGCAGUAAAACACUACAGCCAACAAAUCUAUACUAAAAUAAUCACAACACCACCACCAUAGACAGAUACAUCUAUGAUAGCAGUACUGAUAAUGAUAAUGAAAAAGAAAUGUCCGAUCCCAAACCAAAUGGUCUAAUCCUAGUGGGAAAAGAAAACAGAAAGACCAAUAAAGUAAGAACCGGUGUGCAAUUCCGUUCGUCUGUGACGCAACUGACACCUGGGGUUUGACAACAUCACAGAAGAAGCAUGAUGUCCA